Hydatigera taeniaeformis is the source of this 237-nucleotide messenger RNA. The record is from the annotation of a GenBank genome assembly. Lineage: Eukaryota; Metazoa; Platyhelminthes; Cestoda; Cyclophyllidea; Taeniidae.
AUGAAAUCUAGGUCCUUCGCAUGCAAUCUAGAGUUGCUUCGUGGAACCUCUGGCGAAUGUUGUUUUGAAGAGGCUCGAGGCGAUGUUUGGUUUCAGAGUCAAUCAACGUCUCCCAUUGAUGAAGUCAGAUCUGCUCUCGGAUGCGUUUCUAGUCGAUCGGAGCUGCCAUUGGAGGCACUUCUUAUGCGGCGAUAUGCCCUUAGACUCAUGGCCAGAAGUAAACUUCUUCUACCAUAG